AUGGCGCACGUGUCCCAUGCCGGCACGGGCCUGGAGAGGGCGGGCUCGCCCUCUGUAUCACCGGCGAUGAGAUCGCCGCUGUCCAAGAUGGCCAAGCUUUUCAAAAAGAGGACCUCUGCCGUCGUGCUCGACGGCGCGCACUACCAGAGGUGUGAGGACCUGCAGCAAGAGGAGAAGGGGAUCCUCCGACGCUUCUGGAUCCUCCUUGUGAUCACCGCCGUCCUGUCGAGCUCUCUGUCCUUCCUCAUCGAUGCUUUCACCUAUACCACGGGUCAUCUCCGCCACAACCUCACCAUUGGUGCGCCGCUGAAGGCGAUUUGUUUCAAUGUGUGCCUGGCGUGCCUUGCGCGCCUUGUCGUGCGGCCGACCGUUGAGGCAGAGGGCAGCGGUUUCCCUGAGAUGAAGGCUAUGCUGUUCGGGAAAGUGCUCUUCAACUUCCUGACCUUCCGGGUGCUGGUGUCCAAGGCCCUGGCCCUGUCUCUCGGGGUAGCUGCAGGCCUGCCGCUCGGGAAGGAAGGCCCGAACGUCCACAUGGCGGCCUGCAUCGCUCGGGUCAUCCACCCGGCGUUCUUCGAAAAGCGCGUGCGCAGCAGCCACGGCGCCCACGGCGCCGGCGGCAGCGGUGUGGGCUCGGCGGUCUCGAAACUCUUGUUGGCGGCCUGCGCGGUCGGCGUGGGCGCAUCCUUCUCGGCCCCGAUCGGGGGCGUCAUCUUCGCGUUGGAGCUGAUGUUGCCCCAGACCUAUGAUGCCUUUGCCUACUGGGGCUGCUUCACCGCGGGCGUGGUGGGCGCCAUCACCUAUGCCGUAGAGCGAACCCUAGUCGCCGGAGGUGCUCAGAUCUUGCCGCUGAUCAGCUCCAAUGUGCUCCCUGGUGAGGGCGCUGAUACGGAAUUCCCGCUUCUGCGACUUGUGGUGGACAUCAUUCUUGGCAGCAUGUGCGGCCUACUGGGAGGUGUUUGGGUCAGAUGCCAUGCUCACGUCUCGGCGACGCUCAAAAAGUGGCGCAGCCAGGACACGCCGCAAACGCCCCGGCCGGGAAGCAGCCAGGAGCCGCUCCUGGGCCAAGCCCGUGGCAGGCGAGGCUUUGCCGGGAGGCUUCUGCAGCUCCUGGGCGGGAAGUGGCGAGACCUCGCCUUGGUCGCUGGCAUCACCACGCUGAACACCAUUCUGGCCUCGCUUCUGCCGCUUUUGGGGGGCAAGCAACAGCCACUGCUCAUUUCGACCAUCUUCAACAAGAGGCUGCACUUGGAUGCGCCGGAGAAGUGGGUUAUCUCCUGGGCUGGGGUGACUGGCACGAUGACCUUCUGCUUCCUCACGAAGUGGUUCAUGACUCUUCUGGCCCUCUCAGCUGCGAUUCCGGCGGGCGUGGUCGCGCCGACCAUGAUCAUUGGAGGGCUCCUAGGCCGAGUUUACGCACACGUGCUGCUGCCGGAAUGGUUCAUUGAGAUGCUCCUGCAGAAGGACGGCGUGCCACCCACCGAGCUGGAGAAGGGAGCCUUCAUGGCGCGGUGUGCCAUUGUAGGAGCCUCAGCGUUCUGCUCCGCUGUGUGCCGGGCCUUUGCCAUGGCGAUCACUGUGUUUGAGGUGUUGGCGCUGCCGAACUCCGUGCUGCCGCUUUGCUGUGCUUCCCUGGCCGCCAUCUUCGUGGCAAACAAGGUAUCUCUGCCGUUCUUCGACGCCAACCUGGCAACCAGAAAUCUCGGGGGCAUCCCGGCCAUCACCUUCACGGACAAGGCUCUCGAGCCGGUCAUGAAGGUGAUGCAGGUGGUCGAGAUGGGCGAAUGCCUGCCCCAGGUCACCUCCUUGCGCCAUGUUCUGCAGGUCCUGAUGUCCACGAAGCACGACUUCUUCCCCAUUGUUCGGCCUUUGGACUGGAACAUCUCCGACCAGGGCCUCCUUGAGGGGACGAUGACGAGGCAGAGUGCGGAGCGCCUUUUGCGAAUGUGCGAUCCAACGGGCGACGCCCCCGACAAGGAGGUGGACCUCCUGGAUCCCCGAUUCCAGGCGCCUCCGGAUGGCUCUGAGCCGCUGGUGGAGGGCUCGCCAGUGAGGGUGUCGCCCGACUGCACCGUCAAAGAUGCGUACCUCCUGAUGAAGGUGGCGGAGAGUGACGGCGUGGUCUACGUCACGGAGCGUGGCAUCCUCCAGGGCUUCGUGACCCUCAACACCCUGAUGAGCCGCGAGAUCUAA
Molecule: messenger RNA, 2190 nt
Organism: Symbiodinium natans
Lineage: Eukaryota; Dinophyceae; Suessiales; Symbiodiniaceae
Source: the annotation of a GenBank genome assembly